GUUUUUUUUUUCCGCAGUACUCAUUUCUGAUUGUCUUCUUCAGAAUCCCUAGAACAGUUCGAUUAACAAAUCGAAGAUCGAUUUGGGGAUCAAAUCAGUGCUCGAUCGAGGUUGAAGAUGACGGAGGCGAUGAUAAGGAAGAAGCCAGGAAUGGCGAGUGUGAAGGAUAUGCCAUUGCUUCAGGAUGGUCCACCACCGGGUGGGUUCGCGCCGGUCCGAUAUGCUCGCCGGAUCUCCAACACGGGACCGAGCGCCAUGGCUAUUUUCCUUACCUUUUCCGGUGCUUUUGCUUGGGGGAUGUACCAAGUCGGCCAGGGCAACAAGAUUCGCAGGGCGUUGAAGGAAGAAAAAUAUGCUGCCCGUAGAGCAAUUCUACCGAUUCUUCAGGCAGAAGAAGAUGAAAGGUUUGUGUCUGAGUGGAAGAAGUAUCUAGCGUAUGAAGCUGAUGUGAUGAAGGAUGUUCCUGGAUGGAAAGUCGGUGAAAACGUGUAUAACUCGGGUCGUUGGAUGCCUCCAGCUACUGGAGAGCUUCGUCCUGAUGUCUGGUAAUAUCAAUGGCUCCUUUUGAUGAUGAUGAAUGAAUGAAUGUUGUCUAAGCAUUUUUAUUUUGGAACCUUAAUGUUUGUUAUCUCGCUUUUACCAUCGUAUAAUAAGAGAAAUGAUACGUACACAGUUCAUGUAUUGGUGGUACUGAGUAACAUUUUCUGUUUUUUACCUCGUUCACAUAUUUCUGUCGAUGAAGAAAUCAGUUUCAGACA
Capsella rubella is the source of this 758-nucleotide messenger RNA. Its product is annotated as NADH dehydrogenase [ubiquinone] 1 alpha subcomplex subunit 13-B. The record is from RefSeq and is a predicted model, not a curated record. Bases 118 to 549 code for a protein of 143 amino acids. NCBI's taxonomy places the organism in Eukaryota, Viridiplantae, Streptophyta, Magnoliopsida, Brassicales, Brassicaceae. The transcript has 3 exons.